AUGGAGUCACACUUGGACCACGUCCACAAAGCGUUGGUGAGAGAGCGAGGGAAAAACAAUACAAUGCGAGACUAUUCACGGAAUCCCGACGGGCUAUCAGCGAUUCUUACCCCAGAAGUGGUGCGCAACAUUGUCUCCGAGGCAGGCGUGCAAGCUCAUGAGAUUCCCAAAAUUGUGACGACGGUAUGCGAACAAAUGCUUCUUAUAUUUGCAAUUCUCAUAGAUAUACACAAACCACAAGCGAUCCACAUAUUUAUGGAGGAAGGCAUAGUCGACGCCAAGAUACCUUUGGAGCUCACUGCGAUUCCUUCGACAAGUAUUGAUCAAAGAGCCUUCUAUGAUGCGCAGUGGACGUUUACUCCGUAUAGAUUGAAGAGGGGUGUUCAUCGUCAUAUACGGAGUGAGUACCCCCUCCCCAUUGCGGAUGAGGAGCGGCUCCCACAAAUGGAUGGAAGUUUUGGAAUGAUCUCAAGAGUACGACUGAGUCCAGAGCUUGACGAGUUGUCUCCGUCACAUCAAAAGGGGGGUGUUUUGAUCCUCAAGCGUAUAGCGUCGGUGUCUGCGAAUGCAAACAAUACCGAAUACCAGUUCCGAAAAGAGAUCGACUGCCUCCAGAUCCUUCGGACGCUCAAGAAUCCGAACAUUGUGGAAUUACUGUGUUCAUUUACCUACAUGAACCAUUGUCACUUGAUCUUCCCUCAGCUUCCUAUGAAUCUUUCGGAGUUCUUAAAGCGGAAGGAGAGAUUUGGGGAUUUCGUCUACGACAUCACAUUCUAUAGAGCGCUCCAAGGUCUAUCGUCGGCGCUCGAUGCAGUCCAUAACCUGAAACUCAGUCUACGCGAUCACGAUACUGAACUCCAGCGAAUAGGCUACCAUCACGACCUGAGGCCUGCCAAUAUCCUCGUCAGUCAAGAUACCUUUCUGUUGGCUGAUUUUGGACUGGCAAGCAUCAAAGACAUUGAACAAGGCUCGAAGACCUAUUUCAAGGAGACCAAGGGAGAUUACUUUGCUCCGGAAUGCCAAGCAAUCGACUUCACCAACCAGGUUGUCAGUCGCCCAAUUGACAUAUGGGCUUUCGGAUGCAUGAUCAUUGACAUUGCUACCUAUAUCAAAUGUGGCCCCAGGGGAUUGCGGAAUGCAAUCGAGAGCAGAGGGAUCGAGGUCCUGCCUGGCUGGACUGAUUUUCGGUUCUAUCACGAUGGAGGCCUGCGACCCGCGGUGAGAGCCCACAUGGACGACCUGGUACGAGCGGACACUGAUGCGGGAGAGAUCGAAGGCUUACUAUACGUGGUAAAGCUGAUGUUGGAAAUCGAACCUACAGCGCGCAUUACAUCAGUGGAAGCAUUGUCCCACUUGUUGUACAUCACUACCAGAGCUUGUUUCUACAGGGCUACGAAAUCCGUGGAGGCGUACUUUACAUGCCUUGAAAUCGAGCCAUCUGGUGGACCAUCAAAACUGGAUAUGCGAUUUGCUUUCACGAAGCUGAGGGCCUGGGGGGACUUGCUAGGCUUCAGUAGUCAUACCGUACGCUGCAGUGACUUUGACGCUGUUGUUAGCGCGUUGGAUGCGAGUGAGUAUGCGAUGCAAACAGACCUUCUGUAUAUCGAGUCCCAGUUUUCCCUUGCUUGGAAUCAACGCACUUUGCCCAAAGCUGGCGGUGAACCUGACCCACAUUUUGAACUUGAGGUCAGUUUCGGCAAGGUAGUCCAUAAAUUGGUGCAAUAUCUCAACAAAAAGUUACAACGCCAGCUCGAAUCAGUGUGGGAACGUCAUUUGCUCGCCACGAGUAAUUUGGAGAGUACAUCACGCUACGGCGCUGCUUUAGGGGAGACUGAUCCUCGCAAUCAGAGACUGGAGGCAAUGGCGGAGAUGAAGAAGCUUCAGUCUGCCUUCUCCGAACUGACAUCCCUUGAGCCGAUCUACGAAAACCUUCUCGUCCCAGAACAGAACCUGAAAAGAGAACGGGACGUGGGUGGCCACAUUUUUGGUCGUCUGGUGGUCCCCGGCAAUGAGGACGAGGAAGUCUUGGUGGAGAGAUUCCCCUAUAGCGCGAGCUGGAAGAGCCAAUCACCUGAGGAGACGAUGGUUCGAAUCGGAUUUCUGGCCCACCUUCUUUCCAAAGAGCAACAACCCCUCAGCUUCCAAACCCUCCACUGCCGAGGCUUCACAAUGUCAGAUUCCGAAGCGGCGUUUAAAUUUCUUUUCGAACUUCCCAGAUCAGACGGCAAGCCGACUUGUAACCCAAAGACUCUGCACAAGCUACUCAGUAUGGGCCAAGCGGGAGAACACCAUGGCUGGAAACCCGAUCUUCAGCAGAGGAUCCGUCUUGCCCAAAGACUUGUAAGCACCGUGCAUGCUCUUCACACUGUAUCCUGGCUUCACAAAGAUAUCCGCUCGCUCAGCGUGAUGUUUUUUCCAUCCGCCAAUGAGAAGUUUGAAGACAUUGACCUCUCCGCAUUCUACCUCGUCAACUUCCGAACCAGCCGUCCAGAUGGCAUUAUAUGGACUACCGUAGGACCAGAUCCAAACGCCGACUCCCGGCAUCACCAUCCGGACUAUGUUAGCGAGGAUUCUAUUGCCUCGGUAUCAUACUUCUGGAAAUUGGCGCCUGGAAGCCGAUAA
This is a messenger RNA of Hyaloscypha bicolor E, 2622 nucleotides long. Its product is annotated as kinase-like protein. Gene Ontology annotation, biological process: protein phosphorylation. The transcript has 3 exons. NCBI's taxonomy places the organism in Eukaryota, Fungi, Ascomycota, Leotiomycetes, Helotiales, Hyaloscyphaceae. Gene Ontology annotation, molecular function: protein kinase activity; ATP binding. Bases 1 to 2622 code for a protein of 873 amino acids. The record is from RefSeq and is a predicted model, not a curated record.